GGUAUCUGCCUGCCUGAUGCCCAGUUCACAGGGAUUGUCCUUCCUGUCAGGUUCAUUCUGUUACCUGGAAAGCGCCAUCUGCCCAAACUGCAGUCGCUGUUCACUGUGCAGCCUCAGAAAGGCACUCUGAGCCCCGCGGAUCGUCCCGUUCACAUCCACGUCGCCUUCUCAGGCAACACCACAGUGGACAUUAAAGACCAGCCAUACCUGCGCUGCCAGGUCAUCGAGCCUUCAUUGCCAAAAGGGGAACAGGUCAUCGCCAACAUCCCGAUAAAGUUGAGUGCACGCUCCAUCUUCUGCUUGUACACCAUCUCCCCCGCCAAGGAGGUCAACUUCGGGACCCUGCUCGUGGGAAAUCGCCGCACUCGCACCUUCAUCCUGGAGAAUAACUGUGACUUUGAGUUCAAAUACACCAUCCUCAAAACAGCCUGGGACAUGCCCAUGCAACAACAAAAGAGACCUGCUGGCACCAAGCAAGGGAAGGGGCGAGAAGGCACCAGCUCAGCAAAGUCCAACGGGGCACCUAAACACAAGGAGACAACGUUCAUGAACCAGGCUCGCUUUGUGGUCGGGGUGUUCAGCAUCUUCCCGGCCUUUGGCAUUGUGCUGCCGGGAGCCCAGCAGGUGAUCACCGUGGAGGUAUUUGCGGAGCUGUCGGGGAAGAGCGAGGAGAUCCUGCACAUUGACAUCACUGAUCGAGAUCCCAACGACAAUCCCGGGGGAAUUCCGUACCGGCUGGUAACGGAGGCCUGUCUGCCUGGCAUCAUUGUGGACGAUGUGGGGUCCAUCUUUGAAGAGCAUCACAUCUGUAAGAACAUCAACCUGUCCCAGUUCCUGAACACCAUGCAGAGUGGUGGUAUCUAUGUGGAGGACGAGAAAAGGUUCCUCUUUCACAACGUGCUGGUCGGGCAGACAGCCGAGGCUCGAUUCAAAAUCAUCAACAUUGGCAAAGUGCCCUGUGACGUCGCCAUCUCUGUCAAACCCAUCUCCAACAAGAUGGUUGCUCGUAUUACUGAUAUCUUCGAUGUGGAGCCCACACGGAUGAACAUCCCCAGCUACGCCCACAUGUUCGCAGUUGUCAGCUUCACGCCUCAGACAAUGCAGAACUAUCAUUGUAUAUUUGAGGCAUUGGUGGACUCCGUCUCCAAUCUGAAAUCCAAGAACCUGGUGUUUGACAUUAUGGGAGACGGGAACCUUCCGAGGGUGAGGAUCCAGCGUCCGAGCCUGCGGGACAAGGCAGGACAUGCCUUACUGCUGUACAGCCGGCAACUGCUGGGCAUCGCACAAACGCUGCCCGUUACCCUCAUCAACGAGGGCUCCUUACCCGCUCAGGUCACCAUUAACCUGGCUGAUGUGAAUGGCGCCUUUUCACUGAAUCCCUGUAUCAUCACACCCUGCAUCUUCCCCAAAGAGAAAAUCAACAUGAAGCAGGACGUGAGCCUGGUGAGGGACGCCUGUCUGCUGUUGGUGUGGCUCAGCACUGGGGAGAGGGCGCAGUUCGAGGUGACCUUCAGGCCGUCACUGCCCCGACGUCUCGUGGGGUCACUGCACCUCUCGGUGCUCAACAACCAGUUUGAGGACACAGUGGUCCAGUUGGUGGGAGAGGGCUACGAGGACGACAUCACUCUCGACAACAUCCACGGCCUGGGGUCCGGGGGGGACACCGCCUCCAUCACCGCACCAGAGGAGGAGGAGGAGGCUGAAGCGAUACACACGGACCUGCUGCAGUUUGGAGACUGUAACGUGGGCUGGCCGUACACCAUCACCUUCACCAUGACUAACCGUAGCGUGUCUGACGUGGUGCGCUUCGAAUGGCUACCAGACAUCCCGGAGCUCAGCUUCUCACCGCAGAUUGGCCACCUGCACGCCGAGUGUGCCAAGGACAUCACCGCUACCUUCCGGUCCCUGGUGCCCGUCACCUUCAACUGCUCCGUCAGCAAGUGCAACGUGGUCAAGGUGAGCUUCCAGCUGCCAGCCGACCAGGUGCCAGACUGGGACGACCGGCUGCAAGUGGUCAAGUGGAUCGAUGCCCCCAAAGGAACAUUGCCGGCCAAGAAAAAGGUGGUGGAGAUUGACCCAGAGCCUGCCUAUGUGACACUGGAGCACACAACCCGCCAGCUGGAGCUGAAGCUCAGCGCUAUGGUGGAUUACAGCGACUAUGAAGAGGGCUUCGAAAACAUCCGCUUCAAAGACACCCUCCUGUUCCAGACCCGCAUCCAUCACUUGGCUAUUUCCAACAAGGGGCCUGGGAAGCUGGAGUACAUCUGGCAGGUCCUGCCACAGGAGCCAAGUAAAGCUACACAUACCCUGGCGGAGGGAGCAGCCCCCGCGGAAGCGACUGGUGCAGAGAAUUUGUUAGCAAACAUCACGGCACUCCAAGGGAUUCUGAAAUCCAUUUCAAUCCCUGACAAACAAGGCUUGUCUUCCGAGACCCUCAUGUCCAGCAGCUGUGAUGCGGCCCCCUUCUCCGUGGAGCCCUGGUGCGGAGUGAUCCCUGUCGAAUCCGAGCAGAAAUUUAUCAUCAAAUUCUCUCCCACUGAGGUCAAGGAGUUUGAGACCCAUCUCCUGUUCAGCAUCCCGAACCUGCGGAGGGACCGGGAGUGCCCGGUGCUGACUAUCAGAGGCCGCAGCCUGCUGCCCUACUGCCACUUUGACCUUGAAGACUCCGAUUAUAUCAGCAGCAACAGACGCAACCCCGAGCUAGAAGGUCCAGGAGGGACCCCGCCCGGCAUCACACUGGACCCCAACACUCGCGUCAUAGAGUUUACAGCUGUGGGAGUGAUGACCAAAAACACCAGGUCCUUCGUCAUUAUGAACCCCACAAAUUUCGACUAUUCCUUCCAGUGGGUGGCUGAGACCUCUCAGGAUUCCCGGGUCAUCCCUUCCUUCUUCUGCCACACCGAGAGAGGCAACCUCCCCGGAGGCAGCCGCUCAGAGAUCAUCUUUGAGUUUGCGCCUCAGAAGCUGGAUAUCACAGAGUCCUUCUGGAGUUUCAUCAUCCCCGAGCAGCACCUCACCGUGCCCUUUUUGUUAGUGGGCAAAACCAGCGAGCCUGCCGUGUCUCUGGACCGCUCCCACAUUAACUUCAAGUGUGUGCUGAUAGGUCAGCGAGUCCAGGAGACAGCCUACAUGGUGAACAAUGAAGUCAGCCCUUUCCAGUUCUGUUUCAGAGCGAGCUCGCUGCACUCCACGGGCUACGCCAACACCCUCACCGUGGAGCCCAUGCAGGGGACGGUGCCCCCACAAACCAGCCUCCCCAUCACCUUCUCUUUCACUCCGAUCUUCGAGGGAGACGUGAACUUUAACUUGAUCUGCGAUGUGCUGCUGAAGACGCUGCCAUUGACCAUGAACGUGAAGGUGGAGGGUUACAGCAUGACGGCCAUCGUUCAUUGCGAGGCCACUGAUGGUUCCACCAUGGAGCUCAGCAUGACCACAGUCAACGAGAUCAACUUCGGAGAGGUGGAGCUGUUGGACCACAACAACUACUUCUUCUCCAUCUGCAACGAGAGCAAGUAUGACCUGGAUUUUCAGUGGAAGCUGAUGUGCCCCAAUGAGUUUCAGGGCUGCCUGGAGCUCACCCAGGAGAGCGGCAACAUCGAGAUCGGUGGCUCCAGCUCUUCCUCCAUCGCCUUCCACCCGAUAAAAAAGUGUGUGCUGCAGAACGUCAAGCUGAUACUCCAGAUUCACCGAGGUCCAGUUUACAUGUGCCUGCUGAUGGGGGAGGGCGUCUCGCCCAGUGUUCACUUCUCCUUCACCAAAUAUGACUUUGGCUUGUGCUUUAUCUACACCGCCGGCAUGAACUCAUACAAAACCACCCUGGUCAUCACCAACCGAGAGAACAGAGACAUCAGCUUGGAGAGUCUGUUCACCACCACCGCCUACCUGGACGUUCAGCUGCAGCUGUGUCUCUUGGAGCCCAGGGGGAGGCUGGAGAUUCCUAUCACCUUCUACCCCAGAGACAAGGCCAAAUACCACGAGGAGGUCAUCUUCGAGAUCAAUGGACUCUCCAAACAAGGCAUUCAGAUCUCUGGGGAGGGCAUCGAGUUGAAGAUUGACGUGGUCCAUCCCAAGCACAAGGUAAUCAAUUUCCGAGCUCUCCGGAUUGGCCAGACUGUGACCAAAGUGGUGCCUAUUGUGAACAAGAGCUGUAGCCCAGUGACCCUCUCCUUCAGUCUGACUCCCAAUCAACACAUUCUCCGCAACCCCAAGGUGAUGAGUAUCUUGCCGGCCGGUGAGGUCACGCUGAAAGCCAGAGGCGGCACUUGUGAUGUGGAGAUGACCUUCUCCCCGUUGAGCCGGAUCCCUCAGUUUGCUGAGGAGAUAGCCAUGGAGUGCGUUGGCAUCACCCAGCCCCUCUUUGUGAUCCGAGGUUGCUGCCAAGGCAUCGAGAUCAGCCUGGACCAGGAGUGCAUCCCAUUUGGGGCCGUGGUGGCUCGGAGCAAAGCCUCCCGGCAAAUCAUGAUGGUGAACACGGGAGACAUUGGAGCGAGCUUUCGUUGGAACAUUUCUCAGUGUGAGCUGAACUUCUCCAUCAUCCCCUCGGAGGGCUACAUCACUCCCGGGAUGAACGUGUCCUUCGAGAUUGUGUUCCACCCCAUCAACAUUGACCCUGACAUUCGCUGUGAAGGCUUCACUUGCCACAUUGAGGGGAUGGGCCUGCUGCAUCUCACCAUGACAGGAUCAUGUGUGGCUGUGACAGCCAUGAAGGAGGUUGUCCAUUUCAGUUGCCAAGUUCGGACUAAACAGACCCACUCGAUCUUACUGACCAACCGCACCAACCAGUGCUGGAACCUGCAGCCUCUGAUUGAGGGGGAGCACUGGACUGGGCACAAGUCUGUGACUGUCCAACCACAGAAGAACCAGACCUAUGAAAUCACGUACUCACCACUCAGCAUGACGCUUGAGGGCAAAAAGCACCAGGGCAGUAUAUUUUUCCCUCUGCCGGACGGCACAGCGUUGCUGUACACACUAGUCGGUGUCUCGGAGGCACCUAAACCAAUUACAGUCGCCAGCCGUGAGGUGCCGUGUAAGACCUCAUACGUGGAGCUGCUCACCAUCAGCAACUGGCUCCUGCAGCCACAGCGAUUCCGAGCAAUCAUUGAGGUGAUGAAGCCCGAAAAAAUGGAGAUUAUGGCCACAGUGAAGGGGCUGGAGUACAUCGAUGUCCCCGGGGGAUCCAAACGGGAUUACAAACUCGUGUUCUUCUCCUACAGGGAGGGCAUCUUUACCGUCAAGGUAACGUUCCGCAAUGAAAGCACGCAGGAGUUCAUUAGCUACGUCGUCAACUUCAAGGCCACGCCUCCCAGUGUGAUCAGCACCAUCGAGAUGGUGACCCCAGUACGGCAGAGCACCUACGCCUCUGUGAAGAUGGAAAACCCACUCUUUGUCCCCGUUAUCUUUACCAUUGACUGCAAGUCUCCAGAUAUCAACCUGCCUUCACAGCUGAUAGUCCCUCCGCAAGCAGAGGGCAUGCUGAACUUCGAGUACCAGCCUCUGAAAGUGGGGGAGACAAGCGGCCGCCUGACCCUGAGCAGCAACGAGCUGGGGGUCUUCCAGUACGACCUGAUCCUGAAAGGCAUGCCAGCCGCCCCCGAGAAGCCCCUGCACUUCUUGGCCUCUCUGGGCAGCAAUCAGACCCUGACUGCGAGAUUCAUGAACUUCUCCCGACAGAAGCUGGAGUACGCCUGUAAGGUCGACAGCCCUGAGUUUCAAGUGGACAAAAGUAUCAACGCAGCCCCAGGGUCCCAGGCUGGGACAGAAAUCAACCUGGACGUCUUCUUUGAGCCCACACGGCUGGGCGAGGCCCGGGCCACUCUGAACAUCUCCUCACCACACGGAGGCGAGUACAACAUCCCGCUAUUCGGCAUGUGCCUCCCACCCAAACCCCAGGGCCCCUUCCCGGUGCGGGCAGGAGGCACCAGCUCCAUUCCCUUCAAGAACGUCUUCCCACAGAGCACCACCUUCACCUUCCACGUGGACAACCCCCUCUUUGUGGUCAAGCCGAUCGAGACCAUUCGUGCCAAGAAAGUGCUGGUUGUCAUCGUCAGCUACGAAGCCACCGUGAUGGGCACCAAGUCUUCCGUCCCAGCCAAGCUAAUCGUAUCAUCGUCGCGCUCGGCGGGGGGAGGAGAGGCAAUAUCGUGGACCUAUUACCUGAGGGGGAUUAGCAAUCUGUAGCUAAGUGACGCAUGCUGGGGGGGGGGGAGAGUCUAGUC
Molecule: messenger RNA, 6215 nt
Organism: Callorhinchus milii (elephant shark)
Lineage: Eukaryota; Metazoa; Chordata; Chondrichthyes; Chimaeriformes; Callorhinchidae
Product: HYDIN axonemal central pair apparatus protein
Exons: 31
Biological process (GO): cilium movement; axonemal central apparatus assembly
Cellular component (GO): axoneme
Source: RefSeq, a predicted model, not a curated record